ACGGCAGAAGCCAGAACCCUGCAAACACCUCUGAACUGCACAUCGGUUGGGAGAGAGCACCAGCUGGAAUUGGAUGUUACCAGAUCACUGAGUGGUCCGAGGGUAACUCUGCCUCAACAUGCAUGCUGCUAAUGCCUGGAUAGACAAGUCUUUCAUUCGCUUGAGAAGUGCACAGAAGCAUGACGGAAGGGAGCACGGCAUCUCCAAUUCGUUAGAGCCGCCGAGCCUAGAGCCACAGCCACUGUACUCAACACGGCCCAACCUCAAGAACACUGACCUCUUUGAAAUGAUUGAGAAGAUGCAGGGGUGCAGAAUGGACGAGCAGAGAUGCACUCUUCCACCACCUCUUAAAACAGAAGAAGAUUAUAUUCCUUAUCCCAGUGUUCAUGAGGUUCUGCAGCGCGACACACCGUACCCAAUCAUCCUCCUCCCUCAGUUUGGUGGCUACUGGAUCGAGGGGAUGAAUCACGAGAUCACAAGUUCCCCCGAGGCAGAGCAGGUCUCAUCGUCGCCAUCCAAACCCAAGCUGGAAUGCAACACCAUAGCCAAGAUCUACAGGAAACACUUCCUGGGAAAGGAACAUUUCAAUUAUUACUGCAUUGACAAUGCUCUGGGCCACUUGGUGUUCUCCAUCAAGUACGACGUUAUUAAUGACCAGGAGCAUCUCCGCCUGCUGCUUAGAACCAAAUGCAAAACCUUCCAUGACAUCAUCCCCAUUUCCUGCUUGAUUGAGUUUCCCAACGUGAUCCAAAUGGCAAAGCUUGUUUGUGAAGAUGUAAAUGUGGAUCGUUUUUUCCCAGUUUUAUACCCCAAGGCCUCCCGACUGAUCGUGUCAUUCGAUGAACAUGUUAUCAGCAAUCACUUCAAGUUCGGGGUUAUUUAUCAGAAGCUCAGACAGACCUCGGAGGAAGAACUCUUCACCAACAUUGAGGAAAGUCCUGCCUUUGUGGAAUUUCUGCAACUGUUGGGGGAGAAAGUUGAGCUGCAGGACUUCAAAGGAUUUCGAGGCGGUCUUGAUGUUGCACACGGCCAGACGGGAGCAGAGUCUGUUUACUGUCGGUUCCGAAACAAGGAGAUAAUGUUCCAUAUCUCCACCAAACUGCCGUACACAGAGGGAGAUGCACAGCAGCUUCAAAGGAAGCGGCACAUAGGGAAUGAUAUAGUGGCCAUCAUCUUCCAAGAUGAAAGCACCCCUUUUGUACCGGACAUGAUCGCGUCCAACUUUCUGCAUGCCUACGUUGUAGUGCAGGCCCAGAACCCCUGCAGUGACAACACGCUGUACAAGGUCUCUGUCACGGCGAGAGAUGAUGUGCCGUUCUUUGGCCCAACACUUCCUGACCCAGCCAUCUUUAAGAAGGGUCCUGAAUUUCACGAGUUCCUACUCACAAAGCUCAUUAAUGCAGAAUAUGCUUGCUACAAGGCUGAAAAGUUUGCUAAGUUAGAGGAGAGGACGAGGUCAGCCUUGCUGGAGACCCUGUAUGAAGAGCUCCAUACAAACAGCCAGGCAAUGAUGGGGCUCGUCAGCGAGGAAGAAAAGAUCGAGAACGGGGGAAGUGGAGGAGGAGGAUUGUUUGAAUCCUUUAAGCGGGUGAUUAGAAGUCGAAGCCAGUCGAUGGAUGCCAUGGGUCUCAGCAGUAAGAAACAGAACACUGUCUCUUCGAGUCACAGUGGCAGUUUUACCCACAACACAGGAGAAACCAUCAAAGUCCCUGGCAUUUCAUUGCUCGUACCCGGAAAAAGCCCAAGUAAGCAUGGACGUCGAGGCAGUGCUAUAGGCAUAGGAACAAUAGAAGAGUCGUUGAUUAUCCCUGGGAAGAGUCCAACGAGGAAAAAAUCUGGACCUUUCAGCUCUCGACGAAGCAGUGCCAUUGGAAUAGAGAACAUCCAGGAGGUGGUCGAGAGAAGAGAGAGCAUAUCAAGUACUCAGAAGACCCCAGACAGUGGUCAUAUAUCGCAGGAACCAAAGUCUGAUAACUCAUCCAACGAGAGUUCUCCGGAGAUGCCCACGACAAAGAACAGAGUAAUAAUAAAUCAGAAGACUCCGUGUGAAGUUGCUCAAGAUCUGUCCCGCUCAUCAUCGAAUGCCAGCAGCUUCGCGAGUGUCGUGGAAGAAAAUGAACACUUGAAGACUAUGACACUUGAAGACUAUGACACUGGGAUGGACAGCCUAUCCUCCAACGCCUCUCAUAAGCGGGAUUCCUUCACCUACAGCACAUGGUUGGAUGACAGCACCAGUAACACCAGUGCUCACAGCGCUGGUAGCUCAACAGGUGGGCCUCGCUCUCUACUCCUGGACGCUAACAAGAGCAGGGAGCUACCCCGUCCCGAGAUCAAAAUUAAGCUCGAGAAAUCCGAACCACAGAAACUCUGUCAGAAUUACCAAAAGAAACACAGCUAAUGGACUUGAGGUGGACAUGAGUGAAGAUGGAGCCUUGCUCGCGAAAGGAAGAUCUCAGAAGCCAGGAUUAUAAAAUAUGAGAAUUUACGAUUAUAUUCUUGAACUGCAUUGCACUUUGAUUGCUGGAGAUUCAGUUUUGACUGCCUCUGCAUAGAAACUGUUUGUGAUUAUCUGUGUCUUGUGUAUUUGUGUUAAUAUUGUCACUGGAUGAAGUCUAAAAGCACAAAUGAUGAAGUUAGUGGAGCACUGUCAAACCCUUUAAAACACUGCAUUAGGCUGUAUUUAUGGAAAAAAUGUCUCUGUGGUUUAUUGUUGCUGAAACUAGCUAAAUGUCACUGCUGAAUGAAAAUUGUGUACAUAGGCUUUUGUAAAUAAUGCACAAUAAAAAAUAAUCAUGAAUGUUACAAUCAAAA
Molecule: messenger RNA, 2811 nt
Organism: Leucoraja erinaceus (little skate)
Lineage: Eukaryota; Metazoa; Chordata; Chondrichthyes; Rajiformes; Rajidae
Product: rap1 GTPase-activating protein 1-like
Biological process (GO): regulation of small GTPase mediated signal transduction; activation of GTPase activity
Cellular component (GO): cytoplasm
Molecular function (GO): GTPase activator activity
Source: RefSeq, a predicted model, not a curated record